This is a messenger RNA of Camarhynchus parvulus, 1652 nucleotides long. Its product is annotated as extracellular serine/threonine protein kinase FAM20C-like. The transcript is spliced from 10 exons. Gene Ontology annotation, molecular function: phosphotransferase activity, alcohol group as acceptor. NCBI's taxonomy places the organism in Eukaryota, Metazoa, Chordata, Aves, Passeriformes, Thraupidae. The coding region runs from base 1 to 1611 and encodes 536 amino acids. Gene Ontology annotation, cellular component: Golgi apparatus. Gene Ontology annotation, biological process: protein phosphorylation. The record is from RefSeq and is a predicted model, not a curated record.
AUGCGGUGGCGGCUGCAAAUGUUUCUCCAGAGGAAACUUAAAAUCAGCUUUCUCUUUCUUCUGUUCUUGGCCCUUCUUGUGCACCUGGUGGUGGAUUUUGCUCUCCCCACAACCCACAGGUCCUGUGGCUGCAAUACUAAAGCAUCAAAAGCUGUGGAUGUCCCGUCAGGCAGCCCCAUGCUGGCUGGCCUCAAAAAGCUGAGCCUGCGGAUCCUUCAGGAUUUCAGUGGAAGCAACGGCUCCUUGGAGAAGAGUUCCCAGCCAGAGAGAGUGGGGCUGCAUGAAAGGGUUGGAGAGCCAGGGGUCCAAGAGCAGUAUGAAGAGGUGAAUGCAGGGUGGAUCAAGGGAUCAAAGCUGGCAGAACUCUUCAAGCAUCCUCUUUACAACAUCCCAGUCCCAGAGGUGACAGAGAAAGACAAGCUGUUUGUCGUCAACCCCAUGGAGAAGUUCAGCCUGCGCAGCAGUGGGAGUGAUGAAUGGGUCAGCAGCAGUAAAGCCGAGGCGCUCCUCCCGACAGGGAAGACAGCCUAUGACACCUACCCCACGUGGCUCAAAUUCCACAUCGGCAUCAACCGCUACGAGCUGUACCCCCGCCGGGACCCCUUGCUGCCCACGCUGCUCCGGGAUCUGGCCACGCAGAGGAUCGUCAGCUCGGUGCAGAAGUCCGGCGGGACCCAGCUCAAGCUCAUCAUGACGUUCCCAAACUAUGGGCAGGCCCUCUUCAAGCCCAUGAAGCAGACCCGGGACCAGGAGACCCCCAUUGAUUUCUUCUACUUCUCAGACUUUGAGCGGCACAAUGCAGAGAUUGCAGCCUUCCACCUGGACAGGAUCCUGGAUUUCCGGCGAAUCCCCCCAGUUUCUGGUCGUUUGGUCAACAUAACAAAGGAAAUUCGGGAUAUCACCACAGACAAGAAACUGGCCAAGACUUUCUUCAUCUCCCCAGCGGGAAAUGUCUGUUUCUAUGGGGAGUGCUCCUACUACUGCUCCACGGAGCACGCCCUGUGUGGCAAACCGGACCAGCUGGAGGGCUCCAUGGCUGCCCUGCUCCCCGACAAGACCCUGGCCAAGCGCCGCUCCUGGCGCAGCCCCUGGCGCCGCUCCUACCACAAGAGCAAGAAGGCUGAGUGGGAGCUGAACCCCAACUACUGCGCUCAGGUGCGAGAGACGCCGCCCUACGACAGGGGCCAUCGCCUCCUUGACCUUAUCGACAUGGCAAUCCUCGAUUUCCUCAUGGGCAACAUGGACCGGCACCACUAUGAGACCUUUGAGAAAUUUGGGAAUGACACCUUCCUGCUCCACCUGGACAAUGGUCGCGGCUUCGGCACACACUCCCGCGAUGAACCGUCCAUCCUGGCCCCUCUCCAGCAAUGCUGCAGCAUCAAGAAGUCGACUUACCUGCGGCUGCAGCUGCUGGCCACCCAGCCCUACCGCCUGAGUGACGUGCUGCGGGAGGCGCUGGCCGCAGACCCGCUGGCCCCCGUCCUGGCCGAGCCCCACCUGCAGGCGCUGGACCGGCGCCUGGGGAAGGUGCUGGUGGCCGUGGGACACUGCCUGGCCAGGGCAGCCCACCAGGAAAAGGUGCUGGUGGAUGAUGUGGGGUCGUGGGUGUGACGGAGGCUGGGUACCCUGCUGGAUUGGGCUGUUGUGGUGUG